GUCUCGGGGACUCCAUGCGGGGGCCAUGGACAGGGCGGCGCUCCUGGGACUGGCCCGCCUGUGCGCGCUGUGGGCAGCCCUGCUCGUGCUGUUCCCCUACGGAGCCCAAGGAAACUGGAUGUGGUUGGGCAUUGCCUCCUUCGGGGUUCCAGAGAAGCUGGGCUGCGCCAAUUUACCGCUGAACAGCCGCCAGAAGGAGCUGUGCAAGAGGAAGCCGUACCUGCUGCCGAGCAUCGGAGAGGGCGCCCGGCUGGGCAUUCAGGAGUGCAGGAGUCAGUUCAGACACGAGAGAUGGAACUGCAUGAUCACCGCUGCCGCCACCACUGCCCCGAUGGGCGCCAGCCCCCUCUUUGGCUACGAGCUGAGCAGCGGCACCAAAGAGACAGCAUUUAUUUAUGCUGUUAUGGCUGCAGGCCUGGUGCAUUCUGUGACCAGGUCAUGCAGUGCAGGCAACAUGACAGAGUGUUCCUGUGACACCACCUUGCAGAACGGCGGCUCAGCAAGUGAAGGAUGGCACUGGGGGGGCUGCUCCGAUGAUGUCCAGUAUGGCAUGCGGUUCAGCAGAAAGUUCCUAGAUUUCCUCAGAAACACCACGGGCAAAGAAAACAAAGUACUAUUAGCAAUGAACCUACAUAACAAUGAAGCUGGAAGGCAGGCUGUCGCCAAGUUGAUGUCAGUAGACUGCCGCUGCCACGGAGUUUCCGGCUCCUGUGCUGUGAAAACAUGCUGGAAAACCAUGUCUUCUUUUGAAAAGAUUGGCCAUUUGUUGAAGGAUAAAUAUGAAAACAGUAUCCAAAUAUCAGACAAAAUAAAGAGGAAAAUGCGCAGGAGAGAAAAAGAUCAGAGGAAAAUACCAAUCCACAAGGAUGAUCUGCUCUAUGUUAAUAAGUCUCCCAACUACUGUGUAGAAGAUAAGAAACUGGGAAUCCCAGGGACACAAGGCAGAGAAUGCAACCGUACAUCAGAGGGUGCAGAUGGCUGCAACCUCCUCUGCUGUGGCCGAGGUUACAACACCCACGUGGUCCGGCACGUGGAGAGGUGUGAGUGUAAGUUCAUCUGGUGCUGCUAUGUCCGUUGCAGGAGGUGUGAAAGCAUGACUGAUGUCCACACUUGCAAGUAA
Molecule: messenger RNA, 1120 nt
Organism: Rhinopithecus roxellana (golden snub-nosed monkey)
Lineage: Eukaryota; Metazoa; Chordata; Mammalia; Primates; Cercopithecidae
Gene: WNT16
Product: Wnt family member 16
Biological process (GO): multicellular organism development; neuron differentiation; cell fate commitment
Cellular component (GO): extracellular region
Molecular function (GO): cytokine activity; frizzled binding
Source: RefSeq, a predicted model, not a curated record